Acaulospora colombiana is the source of this 644-nucleotide messenger RNA. NCBI's taxonomy places the organism in Eukaryota, Fungi, Glomeromycota, Glomeromycetes, Diversisporales, Acaulosporaceae. The record is from the annotation of a GenBank genome assembly.
AUGUCCGAAGUACCUAUACAAAAAAUCGAUCCCCCACUUAUGUUAGCUUCUGAGGGUAAUAAGAACCAACAAAUGACUUCAGUCUCCAAUCCUCAAGGCAUGUCCAACAUGCCAACAAGUCCUCCUCCACCCUAUCCUCAACAAUCAUUUGCCUCAAUGCCACCAACUCAAGCGCAACCCCAAUACGUACAACAACCACAGCAACCACAGUACCAACAACAACCACAGCAACCACAGUACCAACAGCAACAACCACAGCAAGUUCAGUACCAGCAACAACCACAGCAAGUACAGUACCAGCAACAACCACAGUACCAACAACAACCACAGUACCAACAACAACAACAGUAUCAACAACAACCUAUUGCCCAAAUGCAGACGCAACAGGCCCAAGUUGUUACUGAAACUCGUGAGGUCUACGCGGAGCCAGUUCAGCCAGCUCAGCCUAAUGUGGUUUACGUAGAUAAUCCACAACCACAACCGCAAAUUACAGUUAUGCAGACCACCUCUCAAAUCGUAUCUAUCACCAGUCCACACCCGACAAGAGUGAAUUGUCCAAAUUGUGGGAACCUGGUCACCACGAAUGUCACCGAAACUCCCGGCACAACAACCUAUAUGCUUAGUGCUAUUCUGUGCAUUGUAGG